AUGGCCCCCUCCCAAAAAAGUAGCAGCUCUGGAUCACUCCGAUCCUCCAAUGUACCUCGACGACCCAAAUCACCAGUCUCAAUGUAUCAGAUGGAAUAUAAUAUCGGCGCACCCAAGCCACCUCGACCUCUAGUGAGGAAGGAACCCAAAGUGGCAAAGUCAGAUCGUAAUUCCACCCUCGACAAUUAUUCUCCAUCCCUCUCGAUGAGUUCAUCUUUUGCGUCUUCCAGCUCAAGUUUUGCUACUAGCAGUACUAGUAGUACCAAGAGCAGACCAUCAUCCGCUAUAUCAUUCCUUCGGUUAUUUAGCAAGCGAAAAGCUUCCACAGCACCACCAACGAUCUUCGAGCCGCUCGGCACUCCAGUCCAGCCUUACUUUCGCUCACCCGAGUCCGAGGUUCUAGCCAAUACUACCCCGCUUGGCAAGCCAAUUCAGAGUGUGGAUGAACCCUCCUCUGUCAAACUGACAGAUCACAAUGAAAUUCUGGAAGUUUUACGCGAGACUCACCCGGGUCAUGUUUCCUCCCAGACGUAUUCACGUCGUGCCAGCCUCACACUGCCGCCGACUCAUUCACACAAUGGAGGACCAGAACAACUUCCGGUGCUGUCCCAUGGGACUGAGUACUCUCAUCUCCCACAUCGACCAAAUCGCAAUCCAAAGAGACCGAAGACAGCCCCAUCCUCCCAAUCUAAUAGACGCCCACUCCCGCAUAUCCCCAUGAAUAGAACCCCUUCCAUUGCUACGUUCAACCCAGAGGUAAUCUCUCCUUCGAAACAGACGACGGUUCCUGGACCAUCGCGGACCGAAAACCUCGACACGAGGAGGAUAGAAUCACCUUCUCUAUCCUUGACACGCUCAAAAUCCAUUUCUCACUCCAUGAUGAUGGUAGCACCACGACCGGAUUCUCCGUUCAUCGACUGCCAUGUUUCUGGUCCCAUGCAGUCUUAUUUUGCCACUGCUUUGGGAACGAAUCAACUGGGAGCUUCCUCCACUGCUGGGACAAACGAGAGACCUCAAGGAUGGACCGGAGAAUGGAAUAUCGACGAUAUGCAGGACGUCAUUCAGAAGCUGCGGGAGCUGAGAUGA
Molecule: messenger RNA, 1086 nt
Organism: Lentinula edodes (shiitake mushroom)
Lineage: Eukaryota; Fungi; Basidiomycota; Agaricomycetes; Agaricales; Omphalotaceae
Exons: 1
Coding region: 1-1086 (361 amino acids)
Source: RefSeq, a predicted model, not a curated record